Messenger RNA from Guillardia theta CCMP2712, 585 nucleotides. RefSeq lists its product as hypothetical. The transcript has 9 exons. Gene Ontology annotation, molecular function: protein kinase binding; protein kinase inhibitor activity; double-stranded RNA binding. NCBI's taxonomy places the organism in Eukaryota, Cryptophyceae, Pyrenomonadales, Geminigeraceae. Gene Ontology annotation, cellular component: nucleolus. Gene Ontology annotation, biological process: negative regulation of protein kinase activity. The record is from RefSeq and is a predicted model, not a curated record. Bases 1 to 585 code for a protein of 194 amino acids.
AUGGGGAGAUACACAAGUGCACGUUCAUUCGACGAUCGAAGUGCAGAGGUGCAAGCAGCUCCCACUGAGCAAGAGAAGGAAGAGGCGUCAAAGAAAGAUGUCUUGGAGGUUUCGAAUGUCAUGGGGUCUACAGCAGGAGCUGGCUCCGGUGACUUCCAUCAGUACCGACAGUCUCGAAGGAAAGAGAUGUUCAGUGAGCUGAAUUUUUCCAUCUUGAAGAGAGAAAACGAGGAGUUCGAGAGGAAAAAGCGUGAGCGUGCGGAGGAGGUUGAGAAGAAGCAUCAGAAGCGUGUCGAGAAGAGGAAAAAGAAGAAGAUGAAGAAGAUGAACAAGGGAGCCAAUGCAGGGGCAACCCAAAACCCGAGCGCAGGCAACCAGGACGCCGACGAGGAUGAUUCAGGAGAAGACGAGGAGGAGGAGAAGAAAACAAGCUUCAUCGGCCCAAGCGUUCCCCAUGCUCCUGUUCCUCAUGAAGUGUUUGUCAACGGAUCAGUGGAGGCUGAGAAUGUCAAGGUUAAGGAAGUGCAAAACGUGCGCAUCGUUGAUGUUGAUGUGAGAGAUGCGUUGAUUGCUUUCAUCUUGUGA